AUGACUUCGGAAGGCCAUUGUGUUUUUGUGCUGGUCUACGUGGACGAUGUCUUGGUGACUGGAAGCUCGCUCGAGAUGAUUGCGCGCACCAAGAACGACCUCAAGACACGCUUCGAGAUGACGGACAGCGGCAAGUGUGCGUUUGUUCUUGGGAUCGAGUUAUUGGACGGUGAAGAUGGCAGCGUGACUAUGUGUCAGCGCCGUUAUGUCGACGAUAUCCUCAAGCGCUUUUGGCAUGGAUGA
Messenger RNA from Peronospora matthiolae, 243 nucleotides. The record is from the annotation of a GenBank genome assembly. Lineage: Eukaryota; Oomycota; Peronosporomycetes; Peronosporales; Peronosporaceae.